AUGGACGUAGAAGAUGAAAAUUAUUGUUGUUGCUGCAAUAACACCGUAACCGUAAUUUGCAAUCUAAUCAUCAUAUUAUUAGGACUCAUCGUUCUCCUCUUCUGGCUUAUCAUACAACCUAAGGCUGCCAAAUUCACAGUUACUAAUGCAUCCCUUACUCAAUUCAGUUUCACAAACAACAACACACUUAACUACAAUCUCGUCCUCGACAUCACGAUCCGAAACCCUAACCGAAAACUCGGUAUCUACUACGAUAACAUCGAAACGCUUGCGUUUUAUAAAGAUGCUAGGUUUGGUUUCCAAACCCUAGGACCAUUCUUUCAGCAUCAUAAGAGUACAGAUUUUUUGGGUCCGGUUUUUAUAGGUCAACAAGUGAUUUCUUUGAGUCGAGAUCGGAUUUCGAUGUUCGAGAAAGAGAAGAGAGAUGGAGUUUAUGGAAUUGAUGUGAAGAUUUUGAUGAAUGUGAGGUUUAAGUUGGGUUUGUUUAAGACAGGGAAAGCAAAACCUAAGGUUCGUUGUAAUUUGAAGGUUCCUUUGAGAUCGAGCAAUGUAACAACUUUGUUGGGGAAUGAAUUUCAAGCCACUGAUUGUGACUGGGAUUAUAAAGGGAUAUUGUUUCGUUAG
Molecule: messenger RNA, 624 nt
Organism: Vicia villosa (hairy vetch)
Lineage: Eukaryota; Viridiplantae; Streptophyta; Magnoliopsida; Fabales; Fabaceae
Product: NDR1/HIN1-like protein 10
Exons: 1
Coding region: 1-624 (207 amino acids)
Biological process (GO): defense response to other organism
Source: RefSeq, a predicted model, not a curated record